Messenger RNA from Lacerta agilis (Sand lizard), 2172 nucleotides. RefSeq names its product lin-52 DREAM MuvB core complex component (gene LIN52). NCBI's taxonomy places the organism in Eukaryota, Metazoa, Chordata, Lepidosauria, Squamata, Lacertidae. Gene Ontology annotation, biological process: regulation of DNA-templated transcription. Gene Ontology annotation, cellular component: DRM complex. The coding region runs from base 68 to 406 and encodes 112 amino acids. The record is from RefSeq and is a predicted model, not a curated record. The transcript has 6 exons.
AGAAAGCGUCAUACUGUAUGUUUAGAUUCCCGCGUGCAGGGGGCCGGUUGUCACAUGAUGGGCCAAAAUGGCGGUCUCAACGGAAGGCACAGACUUAGAAGCCUCCCUGCUGAGCUUUGAAAAGUUGGACCGGGCUUCACCGGACCUCUGGCCUGAACAAUUACCAGGUGUUGCUGAAUUUGCAGCUUCUUUUAAAAGUCCCAUCACCAGUUCUCCUCCCAAAUGGAUGGCUGAAUUAGAAAAUGAUGAUAUUGACAUGUUAAAAGAGUUGGGGAGUCUCACCACAGCUAAUCUAAUGGAGAAAGUGAGAGGUCUGCAGAAUCUGGCAUACCAACUGGGACUGGACGAAUCAAGAGAAAUGACUCGAGGGAAAUUUCUGAACAUCCUGGAAAAACCCAAAAAGUAGCUGAUUAUGGAGUUUGGAAAGAAAUACACCUGGCUGCUGGAAGACAACCAGAACUUCCCCGAGUGCAGAAAUGGAAAAGCCAGUACUCUGCCUGAUGCUUACAGAAAUGCUCUCUUGCCUCACCUCUUUUCUGAAGAGACACAUCCAGGUUAUUUUGGCAAGGACAGACAACAGUUCCCCAGCAGAACAAUUUGACCUGCCUGCCUCUUAACUACCCCUACACGUUUUGCUAGAAUAAUUUUAUGCCAGUCGUGUCAAAAUGGAUACAUUCAUUCAUCUGCAAUUGGCAACAUAAAAUAAAAGCAGAGUUGCUUUUUAUUACCUGGUUCUGUGACACAUGCCUGUACAUCACAUGACAUAUACAAGUAUAUGUCUGCAUGCAUGUACCUGUCCCUCUUUUCCCUUUGGGACAAGAACUCAACAUGAAUAAUGCCACGUGGAAGAAGCCACCACAAGUGUGGUCCUGAAUGAAAACUUAUUUUUAUUUUUAUUUAAUUUUUGGCUAAUCUCAAGACUGCAAAACAUGUUUGAUUUCCUUCCAAGUUAGCUGUAUGUAUUGGCUACAAACAUUGCAGAUAAGAUGAUGUGGUUUCCCUUCCCAAAGGUCACAUAGCCUCAGGUACUGAGUGGGAUUGGGAGUCACAUGCCAACAUGUAAUAUGAAUUAAUGGAUGUAUGUUUGUUUAAAUAUAUAUUUGUCUAUUAGGGUUGGAAAUGUGGAGGGGGCCUUUCUAAAUGAUGAAAGAAAAUAUCCUCCAAUCAUUAAUACCCAGAAGAUGGUUCUUCAAAAUUGGUUUCUCUUACAAAGAAACAUAUUGGAGAGAUGUCAUUAUUGUAUCACUUUAAUCACCUUCCCGCCCCCCACAAGCAAUAAAUUGCUUGUCCACAAGAUGCAUGGUUAGGAUAUUGUAUUAUGAAGUUGCUAGUUAAAUAUUUGAGGAUAAUCCAGCCAGAAGCAAGCAGUUUUAAGUCCCAUGGAUCUCAGUGGGGAGAUUGAACACAUGCUUGCACCUCUCUCAUUCUGAAAUCAGUGGGAUUCAAGAGAGCUUAACUUUGGGUAUGGCCUGAAUAUUCUACUGAAAACUCUAUAGAUUUCACUUUUCUCCAGAGCAGAACAAAAGUAUUUAUGUUGUGGGCACUGGAUAUAUAUUGAAAGAUUUCAGCACAGAGACCUUGGAGUGUCCUUUUCAAUUUGCAGGUGAUAUAGGGUAAGCUUGGAGCUGUAUGAGUAAACUAUACUAAACUAACUAUAUAUAUAUACAACUUCACAUGAUCCUGCAAGCAAUUCUGUGUUAAGGCACUUUGUACAGUACACAAAUGAGAGAUUUCUGUUGCAGGGCACCUACCAGUUUCAGAUGUAAAUCCUUGGGUAUCUGUCCAUCCAGUAACAAUAGGGACUUUUCAAAGCAUAAGAAGUUUAGCAAAGUCUUCACUUGUUUAAGUAAUGGUGACAUAUGGUCACAAUAUGCACAAUUGGGGCUCAAAUAUGAGGUUGCAUUGCUGUGGGAGCAAAACUGCAUAUAAUGGUGAACAAUGAGAUUGAAAGCAAGAGAAACUGUGGUGUUGGCCAGAGAAAUGUUGAUGAAAUGUUUAUAUUUGUUUAGGAAUAUUGAAAUUCUUGCAUCUAUUUUAUAUAUUUGUGGCUUUUCAUAUGUAUAUAGUAAACAUCACAAAAUUGGUUUUUGUGUACACGUUGAAGUUACGUUGGGACACAGAGUUCUGAACUCUCCCAUUGAAAGCAAUGGGAUGUGAAAGUGUUUAGCUCCA